GCCAAGUCUUCUUCUCCCCUUUCCGUCUUCUCCGACGAAAACCCUAGUCCGGUUCGGAAGGGCAAGGGCAGUUAGGAGCCAUGGCGGCGGCGCCCUCCGAUGGUCACAGCCGCAGGAGCGGCGGAGGGCGGAUCCAUCGGCUGGAGGUGGAGAAUUUCAAGUCGUAUAAAGGAACGCAGACUAUCGGCCCCUUCUUCGACUUCACGGCUAUCAUCGGCCCUAACGGCGCCGGCAAGUCCAACCUCAUGGAUGCCAUCAGCUUCGUGCUCGGCGUUCGCUCCGCACACCUCCGUGGCGCCCAGCUCAAGGACCUCAUCUACGCCCUCGACGACCGUGACAAGGAGGCCAAGGGCCGCAGGGCCUCCGUCCGCCUCGUCUACAACCUCCCCAGCACCGGGGCCGAGCUCCAUUUCAGCCGCACCAUCACUGGUGCUGGCGGCAGCGAGUACCGAAUCGACGGCCGGGUCGUCACCUGGGACGACUACAACGCCAAGCUCAGAUCCCUUGGUAUCCUUGUCAAGGCUCGGAACUUCCUCGUCUUCCAGGGUGAUGUGGAGUCCAUUGCCUCCAAGAACCCCAAGGAGCUCACCGCACUUCUGGAGCAGAUCGCUGGCUCUGACGAGCUCAGGCGGGAGUAUGACGAGACGGAGGAUCUGAAAACCAGGGCCGAAGAGAAAUCUGCACUUGUCUAUCAAGAGAAAAGGACCAUCGUCAUGGAGAGGAAGCAGAAGAAGGCGCAAAAGGAAGAGGCAGAGAAGCAUCUACGGUUACAGCAGGACCUGAAAGUGUUGAAAACAGAGCAUCUCCUAUGGCAACUCUACACCAUUGAAAACGACAUGGAGAAAAUAGAAGCUGAGCUUGAGGAGGGCAGGCAGUCUCUUCAGCAAGUGCGGGAAGAGAAUCAGUCCUCUGACCACGAGCUUGCUGCAAAAAAGAAAGAGCAAAGUGCAUUUCUCAAGAAAAUGACCUUAUGCGAGAAAAGUAUGGCCAAGAAAAAGCUUGAUAUUGACAAGAAGCAACCUGAGCUUCUUAGAUUGAAAGAGCAAAUAUCUCGGCUGAAGUCCAAAAUGAAAAGCUGCAACAAAGAGAUUGACAAAAAGAAGGAUGAUAGCAAGAAACAUUUGGAAGAGAUGAAAAGGCUGCAUAGUGCUUUGGUUGAUGUCACAAGAGCUAUUGAGGAGUUGAAUGAGCAGGGCCAAGAUAAAAGCGUGAAACUGCAAUUAGCUGAUGAUCAAGUCCAGGAAUAUCAUAGAAUUAAGGAAGAUGCAGGAAUGAGGACAGCAAAGCUGAGAGACGAGAAAGAAGUAUUAGACAAAGAGCUGAAUGCUGAUGUUGAAGCCAAAAAAAAUUUGGAGGAGAAUAUGCAGCAGCUUCGUAGCCGCGUGGAUGAGAUAUCAUCACAAGAGAGUGAAUUGCACACCAGGCUUAAUAAGAUUCUUAACUCAAUCCCCAAGCAUGAAGAUGAGCUCACACGUUUACGUGAGGAACAUAACAAAAUUGCAAAGGAACGCCAGUCUUCAGGUGCUAAGUAUCAAACAUUGAAGCAGAGGGUUGAUGAGAUUGAUACACAAUUACGAGAACUCAAAGCUGACAAGCAUGAAGGUGAGCGGGAUGCUCGAUUCUCAGAAACUGUUAGGAGUCUUAAGCGGCUAUUCCCUGGAGUCCAUGGUCGCAUGACUGAACUUUGUAGGCCCGCACAGAAGAAAUACAACCUUGCUGUUACUGUUGCCAUGGGGAAAUUCAUGGACGCAGUAGUGGUGGAAGAUGAAAGCACAGGAAAGGAAUGCAUUAAGUAUUUGAAGGAACAACGUCUUCCUCCUCAGACAUUUAUUCCCUUGCAAUCAGUCCGGGUGAAGCCAAUAAUUGAGAAGUUGAGAACUCUUGGGGGAUCUGCACAGUUGAUCUUUGAUGUGAUUCAAUUUGAUCGAGCUUUGGAGAAAGCAGUUUUGUACGCUGUUGGGAAUACGCUUGUCUGUGAUAAACUUGAUGAAGCUAAAACUUUAAGUUGGAGCGGUGAAAGGUACAAGGUUGUCACUGUCGAUGGGAUUCUUCUGACAAAAUCUGGCACAAUGACUGGUGGAGUAAGUGGUGGAAUGGAAGCUAGAUCAAAUAAAUGGGAUGACAGCAGAAUAGAAUCUUUGAAGAAGAAGAAAAAUCAGCUAGAAUCUGAAAUGUCAGAACUUGGCUCCCCCAGGGAGUUGCAGAGAAAGGAGCUUGCUGUAUCUGAGAAAAUAACUGGACUCGAGAAAAAGUUACAUUACUCUAAUGUCGAACAGAAUAACCUCAAGGAGAAGCUACACAAAUUGGCAUCUGAGAAGCGUAAUAUCGAGAAUGAAAUUGAUCAUCUGGAGCCAGGAAAGGAGGAGUUGGAGAACCGUCUUGCUAAAAAUGACCGGGAAGUCAGAAAGCGGGAGAAAAAGAUAAAUGAGAUCGUGGACAGGAUUUACAAAGAUUUUAGCAUGUCAGUUGGGGUGAAAAACAUCCGUGAAUAUGAAGAAAGGCAACUGAAAGAUGCCCAAGCACUGCAGGAGAGGAAACUGAGCCUAAGUAAUCAAAUGUCAAAAUUGAAAUACCAGCUGGAAUAUGAGCAAAAGAGAGAUAUGCAUGCACCAAUUGCAAAGUUAAAGGAGUCACAUGAGUCCCUAGAGAAGGAGCUGAAGGGCUUACAGGAGAGAGAGUCUGGCGCUAAGGCUGAAGCAGAACAUAUUUUGAAUCAGAUGGAAGAACUGAAAGCUGAGGCUGAAGACUGGAAACUGAAGUCAGACGAAUGUGAGAAGGCUAUUGAUGAACUAAAGGAGCAGAAUGCUAGUGUUGCUGCUGCAUUGGCAAAGCUGGAUCGCCAAGUUAAACUAAUGGAGGGGCAACUUGCUCAACUUAGAGCACGCCGGCGGGAGAUUCAUGAGAAGUGUGAACUGGAGCAGCUGAAGCUUCCCACCGUUAGUGAUCCAAUGGAUACCGGAUCAUCCUCACAAGAACUGGUCCUUGAUUACAGCCAGCUCAGAGAAAUCUACAUGCAGGACAUGCGGUUAUCCGAACGUGACAAACUUGAGGCAGAUUUCAAACAAAAAAUAGGUACAUUAAUGGCUGAGAUUGAGCGCACUGCUCCAAACCUUAAAGCACUUGACCAAUAUGAAGCACUGCAAAGGAAGGAAAAGGAGGUUACCGAAAAGUUUGAGGCAGCUAGGAAAGAAGAGCGAGAGAUAGCUGAAAAGUAUAACUCCGUCAAGCAAAAAAGAUUCAGUAGCUGGUACAAGAGUUAUAUCAUAUACUCAGUGUUCUUAUUGCUUAGGUAUGAGCUGUUCAUGGAAGCCUUUGAUCACAUAUCUAAAGGCAUAGACAAAAUCUAUAAGCAGUUGACAAAAAGUCACACACAUCCACUUGGUGGAACAGCAUAUUUGAAUCUAGAAAAUGAAGACGAGCCAUUUCUGCAUGGAAUCAAGUACACAGCUAUGCCACCUACGAAGCGCUUUAGAGAUAUGGAACAAUUAUCUGGUGGGGAGAAGACUGUUGCAGCUCUGGCAUUGCUUUUUGCCAUCCACAGUUUCAGGCCAUCACCAUUCUUCAUAUUGGAUGAAGUGGAUGCAGCUCUGGAUAAUCUAAAUGUUGCCAAGGUUGCUGGGUUUAUCAGAUCAAAGUCAUGUGAAGGUGCUGGCGAAGAGCAAGAUGGUGAUGGAGGCUGUGGGUUUCAGAGUAUUGUAAUAUCGCUGAAGGACAGCUUCUACGACAAAGCGGAAGCACUGGUUGGUGUUUACAGGGACUCAGAAGGAAGUUGCUCCAGAACCCUCACCUUCGACCUGACGAAAUAUAAAGAAGCAUGAUGACAUGCGCUUUGGUUGGAGUCUUGCUACUUGUUUUAUUGCGUUGAUGACUGUCCUUAACAGGUCCCGAUUUUAACUUUGUGUACAUAAGUGAUUAGUGGAAUGUACUAGUUAAUGUAGAAAUGGAUCGACACUGCAGCAUGGAGUCUUCCUACUUGUUUUAUUGCGUUUUUUCAGUGUUGUUUGCGCAAUUAUCACCCAACAGGUUUUGCCAGGAGGAGUAGAUGUAUAAGACAAAAUGAAUGGGUAGCUUGAUGCUUUGUGGGAUGUUGAGCAGCACGAGAAGGGCAUAUCACCGUGAUUGGGAAGAAGCCACCACAUGCAUGCUAGUGGGAGUGGUGUUGUCAUAUCCCUGCUUCUAUCUGAAGAACUAACACCUGCGGAGGCUAUGAGUAUUCAGUUAUCGUGUGGGGGCAAGUUACUUUACUGUUCCCCUUUCUGUAGCUUUCACCCAGCAGUAACUACUGCGCCUAUAUAGUUGGCCGGCUGAGUGCCGUGUAAGUUUUUAUCGCAUUAUUCUCUGAAGUCAUUGAAACAAAUAUACAAUAUAUUCUAUAUAGAAAAGAGCUACGAUCUAGGGUUCGCCCCGAGAGGCGGAUCUCGCUCAAA
Messenger RNA from Brachypodium distachyon (stiff brome), 4427 nucleotides. RefSeq names its product structural maintenance of chromosomes protein 1. Gene Ontology annotation, molecular function: ATP binding; DNA binding; ATP hydrolysis activity. Gene Ontology annotation, biological process: sister chromatid cohesion. NCBI's taxonomy places the organism in Eukaryota, Viridiplantae, Streptophyta, Magnoliopsida, Poales, Poaceae. The transcript is spliced from 18 exons. Gene Ontology annotation, cellular component: cohesin complex; nucleus; chromosome. The record is from RefSeq and is a predicted model, not a curated record. Bases 81 to 3818 code for a protein of 1245 amino acids.